AUGAGAUAUCUAUUCAGUUUCAUUCUCUUACAUUUCAUUUUUGCUACUCCGCAAAUCAAUCUUCAUUAUACAGAUUGGCUAAGUGAAAAUGAAAUUAAUACUGUAUUACAACACAAUUGUUUGCGUGUUGCUGCUUCUAAUGAUGAAGCAAAUGUUAAUCAUGAAAUUAUAUCUUAUUGUAUGAAUGAAUUGCCGUCAAAAUUUCAUAUAGAAGACAAUGAUAUCUUUCCAAAGUUUACAUUUGGUGAACUUUCAAAAUUGAGUAUUACUAGUCAACAAUUAUAUCUUUGGUCAGCACCGAUCGACCUUGUUGAACGUUAUCAAUUCUAUUUAAAUCAAUUAUUAACAUCCAAUUAA
Molecule: messenger RNA, 357 nt
Organism: Rotaria sp. Silwood2
Lineage: Eukaryota; Metazoa; Rotifera; Eurotatoria; Philodinida; Philodinidae
Source: the annotation of a GenBank genome assembly